Ceratitis capitata (Mediterranean fruit fly) is the source of this 2276-nucleotide messenger RNA. RefSeq names its product succinyl-CoA:3-ketoacid-coenzyme A transferase, mitochondrial (gene SCOT). The transcript is spliced from 6 exons. Gene Ontology annotation, biological process: ketone body catabolic process. The record is from RefSeq and is a predicted model, not a curated record. Lineage: Eukaryota; Metazoa; Arthropoda; Insecta; Diptera; Tephritidae. Gene Ontology annotation, cellular component: mitochondrion. Bases 169 to 1713 code for a protein of 514 amino acids. Gene Ontology annotation, molecular function: succinyl-CoA:3-oxo-acid CoA-transferase activity.
UAGAAAUAAACUAUACCCCUUGUCUUCAGUGUGGAACAUAUAUUUAGUACUUAAGUCACGCUGGUCUAGUCUUGUUCAACAGGUAGUAUAUCUGCUUAGUUAAGUGCUCUCUUUUCUUUGAAUUUGAAUUUUUUUUGUAACUAAAUUUACGCACUUCGUUUUACAAAUAUGUUGGUGCAACAACUAAGAAAAGUUUUGACAAACAACAAUAUCUACAGUCAACAUUCAAUCAAGCUCAUUGCUUGCUACUCCACCAAUGUGAAGAGAACUAAAAUUUUUGAAAGUGCUACUGCUGCUGUUGCCGAUAUACCCGAUGGAUCGAAAAUCUUAUUCGGUGGAUUUGGUGUUUGUGGCAUACCAGAAAAAUUGAUUGACGCUUUGAAGACCAAGGGUGUGAAGGAUAUAACUGCAGUUUCCAAUAAUGGAGGCGUUGAAGAUUGGGGCAUCGGUUUACUUAUCCAACAAAAACAAAUCAGCAAAAUGAUAGCUUCCUACGUGGGUGAAAAUAAAGAGCUCGUCCGACAAUAUUUAGCUGGUGAAUUGGCCAUUGAAUUGACACCACAAGGAACAAUCGCUGAAAAAAUUAGAGCUGGAGGCGCAGGAAUACCGGCAUUUUUCACGCCCACCGGUUAUGGUACGCUCAUACAAAAGGGUGGCGCGCCAAUAAAGUAUGGCAAUAAUGGCAAAGUCGAUAUUGUAAGCAGACCGAAACCAGUACAAACAUUCAAUGGAAAAGAUUACGUCUUGGAGGAAUCCAUUUUCGCUGAUUAUGCCAUUAUUAAAGCACAUAAGGCUGAUCCUUAUGGAAAUUUAGUUUUCAAUAAAUCUGCACGGAAUUUUAAUGCGCCAAUGAGCCGCGCUGCGAAAACUACUAUUGUUGAGGUUGAAGACAUUGUACCCGUUGGCGCGCUGACGCCAAGUGAAAUACACAUUCCUGGUAUUUAUGUAGAUCGCAUUAUUAAGGGUGAAAACUAUAAGAAACGUGUGGAGCGUCUACGUUUGCGUGAAAGCGAUGAAAAUAAAUCCAAAUCCAGUCCUGGACAAGAGUUGCGUGAACGCAUUGCAAAGCGUGUAGCUUUGGAAUUCCGUGAUGGCAUGUAUGUUAAUUUGGGUAUCGGAAUGCCAGUACUAUCCUCAAAUUACAUACCUAAAGGUAUGAAUGUUAUGCUGCAAUCUGAAAAUGGUAUACUGGGUUUGGGUCCUUUCCCAACAAAGGAACAAGUCGAUCCGGAUCUAAUUAAUGCCGGCAAGGAGAGUGUAACCGUAGUGCCUGGUGCAUCGUAUUUCGGUUCCGAUGAAAGUUUUGCCAUGAUUCGUGGUGGUCAUGUGGAUAUAACUAUACUUGGCGCUAUGGAGGUAUCGGCAACAGGUGAUUUGGCCAAUUGGAUGAUACCGGGUAAGCUGGUUAAGGGUAUGGGUGGCGCUAUGGAUUUGGUAGCCGCUCCUGGAACCAAAGUUAUCAUCACGAUGGAACACAAUGCCAAGGAUGGCUCACCAAAAAUUUUGGAUAAAUGUACAUUGCCUUUAACUGGGCAAGGUAUCGUUGAUUUGAUUAUUUCCGAAAAAGCUGUCUUUGCUGUAGAAAAAGGGGUUGGUCUAACACUCUUAGAAAUUGCCGAAGGUUUAUCAGUGGAAGAUUUGAGAUUAUGCACAGGCGCGCAAUUCGAAGUUUCGUCAAAACUUAAAAAGAUGGCACAAAUCGGUGAAAAUUAAGUACUUUCUGCUUUAUCGUUAUCGUUAAAUAAUUAGUUAGCGUUUGUUUCGAAAAAAAUAGUUAAAAAACUUUCUAAAAGCUGAUUUAAGUAACUGUAAGGUUUUUUAUCAAAAUAAGUGAACUUAAUAGUGAUAAAUGUGCAUUUAUUAUAUUUUAUGUGGUUUUUUACAAGAUGUUAAAUAAAAAUAUAUUAUUUUUUUACGACUGUUUAUACGUGAAAGAAAUUUAAGGUAACAAAACAUAAAAUAUAUAUUUAUAAUAUAUACAUAUGUAAAUAUGCAGCUAAAGAACAAACCAUAACUUAACUCUAGAAACAUAACUAAAAAAUAUAGGUAUUUAAACUCAUUACGAUUCUGAUGUCCUUAUUGCUAUUACUACCGAAAAGAUGCGAAGAUUCUGUUUUGUAAUUACGACUUCAGAGUGAUAGGAUAUAAAUUAUAUAAUAAUAAUUUGUAAAUUGUAACCUUUGGUUGGAAACUAACGAUGAUUACUUAGUUUUAUCAGUUUAAAGCGUAUUUGAAGCGUGAUCCAAGUCAUCAAUUCGGUAAAUUAAAAAAAAAAA